Messenger RNA from Spizellomyces punctatus DAOM BR117, 1218 nucleotides. RefSeq lists its product as uncharacterized. The transcript is spliced from 6 exons. Gene Ontology annotation, molecular function: peptidyl-prolyl cis-trans isomerase activity; protein tyrosine phosphatase activator activity. The record is from RefSeq and is a predicted model, not a curated record. NCBI's taxonomy places the organism in Eukaryota, Fungi, Chytridiomycota, Chytridiomycetes, Spizellomycetales, Spizellomycetaceae. Gene Ontology annotation, cellular component: cytoplasm; nucleus; protein phosphatase type 2A complex. The coding region runs from base 21 to 1064 and encodes 347 amino acids. Gene Ontology annotation, biological process: mitotic spindle organization.
GUUGGCUCGCAAUUUGCAAAAUGUUCAAUCCAAACUCACUGCUUCCCAGCAUGCCGCCGCCUGGGACACCUAUCCGUCCGCCUGGACAAGCGGGUACGCCCGUCAUAGUUCCGAAAUUCACACAUCAGCGCGCCCAUAUCCAGAUUGCACAAGAUCACACAUUCACCGUGCCUAUCAAACGCAUCAACGACGAAGCAACUAUGCACCAAUGGCAACGUUCGGACGCCUAUGUUCGACUAUUGGAGUUUAUACAAGUAUUAAAUGAGGCGGUAAAAAACAAGAAAAACAGCGAUCCUUGCACAGUAUCUGAGACAGUACAAAAAAUCCUGGACAUGCUAAACACACUGGACAAGUGGAUAGACGAUAUUCCACCGCUGGAGUCUCCCCAGCGAUUUGGAAAUAAAGCUUUUAGAACAUGGAUUCAACGUCUGGAAGCUAACGCCGAAUCCCUCAUAAACGGCAUUAUUCCUGACGCUCGGCAGCCAGCUACUCCGGAAUUAUUACCAUACCUCACCUCUGCUUUUGGGCACGGCACACGGAUCGACUAUGGAAGCGGGCAUGAGCUAUCGUUUGUUGCAUGGCUGUGUUGUUUGGAUCUGUUGGAAGUUGUUGUACCAGAUGAUUAUCAAGCUCUUGUAACUAGAGUCUUUGCAAGCUACUUGUCGAUUGUACGACGAUUGCAGCGCAUAUAUCUUCUCGAGCCUGCUGGAAGCCAUGGUGUAUGGGGACUAGAUGAUCAUCAGUUUCUUCCCUAUUAUUGGGGAAGUGCACAGCUGUUAGAUCACCCACGGUUGAAACCCAAAUCAGUACUACAAGACGAGCUUGUCUCGCAUUUCCGCAAAGAAUACCUGUACUUGUCCUGCAUUGCUUACAUCCAUGAAGUCAAGAAAGGUCCUUUUUAUGAGCACUCACCGAUGCUCUACGAUAUUUGUGGCGUACCAUACUGGGCCAAAGUCAAUACCGGAAUGCUAAAAAUGUACAUUGCGGAAGUGCUUCACAAGUUCCCUGUAGUUCAGCAUUUACCUUUUGGAAGCUUGUUGCCUUUUGACAAGGUUUCUUCGUGAAGUUUAUGUGCAUGAGUCAUAUGUGGUGCGGAUAUGUAUAUAGUGGACUUUGAUGGGGUCAACAAUCAGCUCCAUGCACUUCGUGGAUAAAUAGAAGAUCAAUAGUAACUUGUAAUUUUAUUCAGGACUAUUUCUGGAGGGAUCCACUUCAGGA